AGAACCGACCCGCUUCGCAUCUCAGAGAAUCAAUCGGCCACCCACAGAAGAACAGAAGCAAAAGCAAAGCGGAGAGAGAAAAACAAACCCAAACCCAAGCCCAAACCCACUGAAGAAGAAGAAGAAGAAGAAGAAGAAGAAGACGACGACGAUCUCACAAACCCAAAGAAGAAAAGCUCCAGAACCCAGAAAAUUCGUACCCUUCCACUCCAUUUUCCGUUUCUUCGUUCCAUCAUCAGUGAUCUCUACUACCGUUUGUAGAACUCCAUAACCAUAUUUCACCUUCAAAAAUGGAGAAAGUCAUGGCCCACUACGAGCUUAUUGCUUGUGGCAUAGUGUAGUUUCCUCUUCUUCCUUUUUCAACAAGGCUGUUGUUCUUUUUCUGUUCCAAGUUUCUCUAUCUACGCAGUUUCUUUUCCCCUCUUUCUAGAAUGGGUUGCCGUGUGAUGAUUGCCGGAAACUUGGAUCCCGAGAGAGAGAGAAGCGGCGGGUUGAGGACCAAACAGGCCGGACGUGGGUCGUGCCGCGGGAGUUAGGCCCAUCACCCAACUCGCCGGAAAAUGCACUUCCUCCGGCUUUGAGCUUUUCUAUUCUCUCAUCUUCUCUCUCCCUCUCUCUCUCUUUCUCGCUCUCUCUCUCUCUCGAUAUAACUAUCUGUUUCCUUAUAACUGCUUCUGUUUCAUUCGAGUUCAAGCUAUGGGGUAUUUGCUGAAAGAGUUCCUCAAGAAUCUCUGCGGCGUUAACCAGUGGUCUUACGCUGUUUUCUGGAAGAUGGCUGACCAGAACCCCAAGCUUCUUAUUUGCGAAGAAUGCUAUUAUGAACCUACUAUGCCAUUUUAUGCUCUUACCUGCACUCCUGGAACUGAGAGCUCAGAACUGGCUUUUGAGGAGUGGGAGGCACCUCGGGUUUCUACCAAACCUCAAAGUGCUUGGAUCCAGGACCAAUCGGAGGAUAAAAUUGGUUUACUUAUGGACAAAAUGAUGAUGAAUAACAGGCUUAAAGUUGUGGGAGAAGGACUAGUUGGGCGGGCUGCAUUUACUGGUAACCAUCUUUGGAUUCUUUCAGAGAACUAUGCCAGGGAGACUCAACCACCAGAGGUUCAAAAUGAGGUGUGCCAUCAAUUUUCAUCUGGCAUAAAGACAGUUGCUGUCAUUCCUGUGCUUUCUCAUGGUGUGGUUCAGCUUGGUUCAUCCUCUACUAUUAGAGAGAAUAUGGCAUUUGUGAAUAAUGUCAAGAGCCUGAUCCUAGAGCUAGGAUGUGUUCCCGGUGAUCUUCUAUCUGUCAAUUUCACUUCAGAAGAACUCUCUCCAGUUGUUGGUAUACCUGUAUGCCUAGGGAAAUCUGCUUUACCUGACCUGUCAGGGAGCUAUAAGGUGGAAGUUCCUGUUCCUUUUGAGGCUAAUACCUGCAACCAACAACAUAUCUCAUCUCAGCCUGUGGAGCUUUUAGGUCAACCUUCCCAUUCUCUAAUUAAACAGGCCGAUGGUUACCUGGAAGGUACUUCAACAUUUCAAGCUCCAAAGCCAGCUCAUAAUGUGGUUGGAUCACAGAUUGGCCUUUGCCAACCAAACGUAAAUGUGAGAAUGAAACCAAGCCUACUUUUCAGUAGUCAUCCUGCACAUGGAAGCACCAGAGGUGAAAUCAUUUCAUCAAGACCAGAGAUUUUACUGAACCAGCAGGUUUAUUUACAGAAUCUGAGGCCUGGACUUGAUGAACAACCUUGUGUUGGUUCUUCAUUUGCAAACUCUGGCUAUUUGAGAUUAAUGGAUGAACAGUUUCUGUCAGGUGCACUAGGAGAGAAUAUUACAAACAAUCUGAGCACAUCUAGUGACUGUGUAACAUCUCAGCUCAGAACAAAUGAAGAAGGGUUAAGUUCUAGUUGUCAUCCAAGAUCAAUUUUAAAUCCAUGUUGCCUUCCAAUGGAAGUGUUUUCAUUUGAUUUGAUGUGUCAUUCGACUGACAAUAAGUUCCUUUCAAGGAGUUCGAAUCUAAUAUAUCAUCCUGGAGAUGACAAGUGUCAUCAAAUUGAGGUGGCUCAGAAAGGAGGUAUAGAAAAUGAUUUGUUUCAAGCCCAUAACAUCCAGUUGGUCGAUCUGGGUAAAAAUAUGAAUUUUAGUGAGGACCCUUCUGCUUUUGAUCAUGAUAGUGGAAAGAACAAGCAUGGGAAUACGAGUCCAAGAUCUAGAAAUGCUGAAUACCAGUAUGAAUGCAUCCAACCUUCAUCAAGGGAUGACCUGUUUGAUAUUGUGGGUGUGGAUUUCAAGAACAAACAAUUCAAUGAUGAAUGGAGUGCUUUUUGUAACAGUGACAUGAAAACAUUGGGUAACAAUAAUUGUACGCCUUCAAAUCUUCAGAGUGCAGAUUCCGACUUAUAUUUAGUUGAUGGAGCAAACUCAGAGAGUGGUAUUUUCUCUGCAACGGGCACUGAUCACCUAUUAGAUGCUGUUGUAAAUAGGGUCCAUAUUGCUGCCAAGCAGAGCUCAGAUGAUAGCAUGUCUGGCAGGACAACGUUAACAAAGAUUAGUGGCUCUCCUAUUCCUAGCGCUUCAACCUCAAAUGGCCUAGUUAGUGGAUCUGAUGAGAGGCAGGGAGAGCUAUUUGGACUCCAUACAUCUCUGGAAAAAUUAGGAACAGCAGGAUCCUGUUCCUUUAAAUCUGAGUCUAAGAAGGAAGAUGCAGGUAACGGCUUAAACACCAGUUCCAUUUACGGAUCUCAGAUCAGUUCAUGGGUUGAACAGGGUCAUAGUUCGAAGCAGAACAAUAGCGCUUCGACUGCAUAUUCUAAGAGGCCUGAUGAAGUAAACAAACCAAGUCGCAAAAGGCUUAAACCAGGUGAAAACCCUAGACCGAGGCCAAAAGACCGCCAGAUGAUCCAAGAUCGUAUGAAAGAGUUGAGAGAAAUUGUACCUAAUGGUGCAAAGUGUAGCCAAGAUUUGUUGCUGGAGCGUACUAUUAAGCAUAUGCUUUUCUUGCAAAGUGUGACUAAGCACUCAGACAAACUCAAACAAACUGGGGAAUCCAAGAUUCUCGACAAGGAUGGCGGGCUGCUAUUAAAAGACAACUCCAACAGAGGAAGAACUUGGGCAUAUGAAGUUGGUUCGCAAUCUGUGGUCUGUCCACUCAUAGUGGAGGAUCUCAAUUCUCCUCGUCAAAUGCUCGUGGAGAUGCUUUGCGAAGAACGUGGUUUAUUUCUGGAAAUAGCCGAUGUAAUCAGAGGAUUGGGGUUAACCAUCCUGAAAGGGGUGAUGGAGACCCGGAAUGACAAGAUCUGGGCACAUUUUGCCGUAGAGGCUAACCGGGAUGUCACGAGGAUGGAAAUAUUCCUCUCUCUCAUCCAUCUUUUAGAGCAAAACGGUCAGAGCAGUGCAGCGCCGGGCAAUGGCAUUGAAAAUGGCGAUAUGGCAGUGCACCAGAACCAUGCUGCCUUGAUUCCGGCCACCGGAGGUUGUAGUUCACAGUGAGGCAGCCGCCUAAUGUUUAGCUGUUGGGUCUGGACAUGUUGAGAGCGAGUCAGUGCCUCUGCUUGCCGUGACUAGCAUGGUCCUAGACUGGAUUUGUUUUGCUUUAGGCUCCUGAAUCCUGAUCAUGUGCUUGCUCGUUGCUUCCUCAGAAGGGAGACUGAGUUCAGCAAAUUCUAUAAAAUUCACGAUAAUGGAUUCGACUGAGUUUUAAGCUUUAGCAGCUA
Messenger RNA from Diospyros lotus (date-plum), 3686 nucleotides. Its product is annotated as transcription factor LHW-like. NCBI's taxonomy places the organism in Eukaryota, Viridiplantae, Streptophyta, Magnoliopsida, Ericales, Ebenaceae. The record is from RefSeq and is a predicted model, not a curated record. Gene Ontology annotation, biological process: regulation of DNA-templated transcription. The coding region runs from base 697 to 3462 and encodes 921 amino acids. Gene Ontology annotation, molecular function: protein dimerization activity; DNA-binding transcription factor activity. The transcript is spliced from 10 exons.